This is a messenger RNA of Ectocarpus siliculosus, 3099 nucleotides long. The record is from the annotation of a GenBank genome assembly. Lineage: Eukaryota; Phaeophyceae; Ectocarpales; Ectocarpaceae.
AUGAGGACUGACGUGAUACUGCUGGGGUUGGCCUCGCUGCUUGCUAACGCAUUAGCAAGCGAGGGUGGGCUCAGCCAGCACAAGCCCUUUUUGAGGAAGACGAGCGUGGGCGACGCACGUGGCCGGAGUCUCCAAUCCGCCACGACCCAGACUUGCAGCAACGGCAUCGAAGGAAUUGAGUCCGCCAACGGCGACGUCUGCUGCCCGACUGCAUGUGGGUUCUGCGGAGGGGAAGCGUGCACCGAGGCGGCAGUGAACGCCGGGCUCGACGAUGGCGACUGCUGCUUCGGCGACAUCAUUGUCUCCGGUGCCUCGUGCUCCGAGAACCAGAUGGCGCCUUGCAUUAUUGACGAUGCCAGCCAAGAAUCUGCCGGCGACACUUGCUCCAACACCGACGGCGUCGAGGGCAUCUCGUCCGGUGACGGCGACGUCUGCUGCCCGUCCGAGUGCGUCCUGUGCGGGGGCCGGGACUGCACCGAAGCAGCGCUGGCAGCAGGUCUCGCUGACGGCGACUGCUGCGUCAGCGACAUCACUAAAGAAGGCGUCAAGUGCUCCGACUCUGGGGCCGCUCCUUGCGUUGCUUACGACUCUGAGGAUGAAACUGGCUCUCCCCUGGUUCAGGAAGCAUCCACCCCGGUGUACAUCGCUCUCGGCUGCGGCAAGAUCGGCGACUACGAAGACCCCUUCACGGUUUCGUCGACGGUGUCCGACCUCACCGCGGAGGCGUGCUACGAGCUGUGCGCCUCGGAGUCCUCGCUGUACUUCGGGCUCGUCGAGGGCAACGUCUGCUCGUGCGGCGACGAGGAAACGUUCGUCGAAACGUUCCUCGACACGUACGACGAGCAGACCGCAGCAACGUGCAGCACCGCUUGCCCGGGGUCCCCGGAUGAGACCUGCGGCGGGGCCCAAGCCUUCGACCUCUACCAAAUCCUGCCGACGUGCACCGGCGGCAUCGUCGGCGUCGAGGCCGCGAGCGGGGACGUCUGCUGCCCUUUCUCGUGCGGUGAGUGUGGUGGAGACAGAUGCGUCGGGGAGGGGGGCUGCUGCGAGCACACGAUCCAGUCCAGGGAAGACCUCUGCGAGUACACGAACGCGGCGCCUUGCGUGUUCAACGUUGUUGCGCCACCCCCGACCCCGGUCCCCGCGCCCACAACGCCUAUGCCCACACGCCCCCCUGGGCCCGUGAGCACUUGCACUGGCGACAUCCCCGGCCUCGAGUCAGACGACGGCACCGUCUGCUGCAUGGAGCACUGCUCCUCGUGCCGGAUCGAGAGCGCGGAUCAGUGCGUGGGCGUGCCGGCCUGCUGCCAGGAGAAGAUCUUGCUCACGGGGGUCAAGUGCUCCGACGAAGGGGUAGAGGAAGGCCCCUGCAUCCUCAUGUAGGCCGGUACGUACGUGCGUGACAGCGUCUGUCUGUGCGUAGGGUUCAUUCUCGCUGCUGUGCAUAGGGUGCGUUCUUUGACGAGUUCAUUACCGUCGACCGAGCGCGCGCUAUGUAUCCGGGUGAUUGAGGCGGUUGUGUGUUUGAGCGACGUCGUCAGUUUUGACCGUUUCACCAAGUCUUCGGCGUAGAGCUACAUAGCUUGUGGCCGCCUGAAGGUAUUAGAUCAAUGAUAUUCAUGAUAGCUCCUUGGCCUGGGGGAGAGAGUUGCACAUUGAGGGCCGGCUUAUCCUCACCAAGGCCAUGGUCACACGAUUCGAUUCGGACACUUGGCAACUCGCAACAGAGAGAGAAACGCCCGUCCUGAGGCGCGAACCCUGGCCGCCGGAGCACUCACUCGUUAGUCGCUACAAUAAGUCUCCGGUUUCAGCUGGGCGCGAAUUGCUCGCCCCCUAUCUAUCUCGGUCUGUCGAGCAGAUGGUGUACUUGUGUAUUUCAACGCCGGGAUUUGUGGCAAGUAAGUAUUGUGUUGUUUUACACUUGCUUGUAUUGUUUUGUGAAUGUGGCGGACCAUAAUCAGUAACGGCUUCCUCGCUGGACUUGUUGGUUGGGUUGGUUUGAUUUAUUUCGCGGUCAUUUUCGUGCUCGGGGCAGUGUGGGGUAUAUGCGGUGAGGGCCUCACUGCCAUCAGUGUUCCCCCUUCCGCUCGUGAUUGUUUCCCAAGUAGUUCUUCUUUGCCUUACUUGGUUUUGGCCAUGUCUUUUGCGGGAUUCCGCCCCGCCCUCUUAGACCUUGAUUAGUCGAGAUAGCGUUUUCUCCUCAGCCUGCAGAAAUCUGGCACGUCCAAAUCUUGACGAGGUUUUGCCUGCGUCCUUUCUGCCGUGAUGGCAGCGUGCGAGAAGUGGGGCAACUUGGAUGGAAACAAUCCCGGCUGCGGGUUGACGUGGCACUGUUGCUUUUUCUUGUAUAGGUCACUAUUUUCGGCAAGGUGCGCGGUCAAGGUACGCGUAAAACAAAAUGUGGCAGUCUAUGGCCUGCAUGUGGGCUUUGCUUGUAAUAUCUCAGGGGCGCAGGGAACGUUCGACAGAUGGGGAGUGUUGCCGCGAGUUAUCGAUAUGUCGAAGCGGAGGAAUGUUUUGGAUCUCGCUUUUCCUUGUCGGAAUCUUUUUUCGAUGUUCGAGCGCCGGGCUGGCGCGUGUCCACCUACAGUAGAAAUGUCCUUCACUCAUUUUUUCACUGGUUAGCGGCAGCUACAUGCGGCAGGCAGCAUUUGUUUUGGUGUCAAGAGAGACACAACGUGUUGAUUGAGUGUCUUGCUCGGUCCUUCGGGAAAAGAGCAUGGGGGUGGGGGAAGAUAAAGAACCGGUGAUUGUUGUCAUGCAUACAUACGUACCCAGACCAGUUGUUGUUGUGUUCAUGAUGUCGGUUUGGCACUAGAUGAGAUUGUUUUCGAGUCGGCCGAUUCUCUUGCUUGUUUCAGUAUGUGUGUAUUGUACGCACAGCAGUAACCGCUGCUCCUGUGGUUUUUCCACGUUAUUUGAAUGUUUUUGUCCUGUGUUACAUUCCGUUUGCACGCGUAAAGGGGGGGAGGGCAGUAGCGUGCAUCAUGUCGUUUUCAUUCGCAAGUGAGUACCGCACGAAAGAUAUAAUCUCAUGUCGUUUUCAAUCGCAAGUGAGCACCGUACGAACGGUAUCAUAUUAUAUCAUCAAGUUUUCGC